AUGGAUGUAAAAGACAGAAGGCACCGUUCUUUAACAAGAGGUAGAUGUGGGAAGGAAUGUCGCUAUACAAGUUCUUCACUGGACAGUGAAGACUGCAGAGUACCUACUCAGAAGUCCUAUAGUUCAAGUGAAACACUGAAGGCUUAUGAUCAUGAUACAAGAAUGCAUUAUGGAAAUCGAGUUACUGACCUAGUUCAUAGAGAAUCAGAUGAAUUUCCAAGACAAGGAACUAACUUCACCCUUGCUGAACUAGGAAUUUGUGAGCCCUCCCCCCACCGAAGUGGUUAUUGUUCAGAUAUAGGAAUCCUUCAGCAAGGCUAUUCCCUCAGUACUGGGUCUGAUGCUGACUCAGAUACAGAGGGUGGAAUGUCUCCCGAGCAUGCCAUUCGACUUUGGGGGAGAGGGAUUAAAUCCAGGCGGAGCUCUGGUCUGUCAAGCCGUGAAAAUUCUGCCCUUACCCUGACUGACUCUGACAAUGACAAUAAAUCAGAUGAGGAAAACGAUUUUCAUACUCAACUUUCUGAGACAUUGAAAGACAGACAGACUGGCUGGCAGCAGCUGGCUGAAACAAAGAAUUCUCUAAUACGUCGUCCCAUUCCACCUACGUCUUCGUCUAGCCUUCUCCCAUCUGCUCAGCUGCCCAGCUCUCAUAAUCCACCACAAGUUAGCUGCCAGAUGCCCUUGCUAGACAGCAAUACUUCUCAUCAAAUUAUGGAUACCAACCCUGAUGAGGAGUUCUGCCCAAAUUCAUACCUGCUAAGAGCAUGCACAGGGCCACAGCAAACUUCCAGCAGUGGGCCUUCAAAUCAUCACAGCCAGUCAACUCUGAGACCACCUCUUCCACCACCUCACAAUCAUACGCUAUCUCCACAUUCUUCUGCCAACUCCCUCAACAGGAAUUCCUUAACAAAUCGGCGGAACCAGAUCCAUGCACCAGCUCCUGCACCAAAUGAUUUGGCCACCACUCCUGAAUCUGUUCAGUUACAGGACAGCUGGGUUCUGAAUAGCAAUAUUUAUCUUCCUUUAAGGCAUUUUUUGUUCAAGACAUCAUCUGGAACAACUCCUCUCUUCAGUAGUUCUUCCCCUGGAUACCCAUUGACCUCAGGAACAGUUUACACACCACCUCCCCGACUGUUACCUAGAAAUACUUUCUCCAGAAAUGCAUUCAAGCUGAAAAAGCCCUCUAAAUACUGUAGCUGGAAGUGUGCUGCUUUAUCAGCUAUCGCUGCUGCAAUCUUGCUUGCUAUACUGUUGGCCUAUUUCAUAGCAAUGCAUAUGCUUGGACUAAAUUGGCAGCUACAGCCAGCAGAUGGACACACCUUUAACAAUGGAAUAAGGACAGGCUUGCCAGGUUCUGAUGAUGUAGCAACCAUGCCCUCUGGAGGUAAAGGACCAUGGGCCACUAGAAACAAUAGCAUUGACAGUGGGGAGGCAGAGGUCGGACGGAGAAUCACUCAAGAAGUGCCACAAGGAGUAUUCUGGCGAUCACAAAUUCACAUUGCGCAGCCACAGUUCCUGAAAUUCAAUAUCUCUUUAGGGAAGGAUGCACUUUUUGCUGUCUAUAUAAGAAGAGGACUUCCACCAUCCCAUGUACAGUAUGAUUUUAUGGAACGUUUAGAUGGGAAAGAGAAAUGGAGUGUCGUGGAGUCUCCUCGUGAACGUCGAAGUAUCCAGACCCUAGUUCAAAAUGAAGCUGUAUUUGUUCAGUACUUGGAUGUGGGGCUGUGGCACCUUGCUUUUUACAAUGAUGGCAAAGAUAAAGAAGUGGUUUCUUUCAGUACUGUCAUAUUGGAUUCUGUACAGGACUGUCCACGCAAUUGUCAUGGGAAUGGCGAAUGCGUAUCCGGAAUCUGUCAUUGUUUUCCUGGCUACCAUGGAGCAGACUGUGCAAAAGCUGCGUGUCCUGUUCUAUGCAGUGGCAAUGGACAAUACACCAAAGGAGCCUGUUUGUGCUACAGUGGCUGGAAAGGGCCAGAGUGUGACAUACCCAUCAGCCAGUGUAUUGAUCCGUCAUGCGGAGGCCAUGGUUCUUGCAUUGAAGGAAACUGUGUUUGCUCUGUAGGAUACAAAGGCGAAAACUGUGAGGAAGUUGAUUGCUUGGAUCCAUCCUGUUCCAACCAUGGUGUCUGUGUAAAUGGAGAAUGCCUCUGUAGCCCAGGCUGGGGAGGUUUAAAUUGUGAACUUCCACGUGCCCAAUGUCCAGACCAGUGCAGUGGGCAUGGCACAUACCUCACUGACACAGGCCUCUGUAACUGCGAUCCCAACUGGAUGGGUCCUGACUGCUCCGUUGAAGUAUGUGCUGUAGACUGUGGCACUCAUGGUGUAUGCAUUGGCGGAGCAUGUCGCUGUGAAGAGGGCUGGACAGGGAUAGCCUGUGACCAACGUGUUUGUCAUCCCCGCUGCACAGAACAUGGGACUUGUAAAGAUGGAAAAUGUGAAUGCCGAGAGGGCUGGAAUGGGGAGCACUGCACCAUUGAUGGCUGCCCUGAUUUGUGCAAUGGCAAUGGGAGAUGCACACUCGGUCAGAACAGCUGGCAGUGUGUCUGCCAGACCGGCUGGAGAGGGCCUGGAUGCAAUGUUGCUAUGGAAACCUCCUGUGCUGAUAACAAGGAUAAUGAGGGAGAUGGCCUCAUUGAUUGUCUGGAUCCAGAUUGCUGCCUCCAGUCGACUUGUCAGAAUAGCCUUCUCUGUCGUGGCUCACGUGAUCCGUUAGACAUUAUACAGCAAAGUCACUCUGGUUCAGAAGCUGUAAAGUCAUUCUAUGAUCGAAUUAAGCUCUUAGUGGGAAAAGACAGCACUCAUAUAAUCCCAGGAGAAAACCCCUUCAAUAGCAGCCUGGUAUCUCUGAUAAGGGGCCAAGUGGUGACUACAGAUGGAACCCCACUUGUUGGAGUCAAUGUAUCAUUUGUCAAGUAUCCAAAAUAUGGCUACACCAUCACUCGCCAGGAUGGCACGUUUGAUUUGAUUGCAAAUGGAGGAGCAUCGCUAACUCUUCAUUUUGAAAGAGCCCCAUUCAUGAGUCAAGAGAGGACAGUGUGGCUACCAUGGAAUAGCUUCUAUGCAAUGGAUACCCUCACUUUGAAAACUGAAGAGAAUUCUAUUCCCAGCUGUGACUUAAGUGGUUUCAUCAGACCUGAUCCUGUUAUAAUUUCAUCACCACUUUCCACCUUUUUCAGUGAUGCCCCUGGUCGAAAUUCAAUUGUUCCAGAGACCCAGGUUCUUCAUGAAGAAAUUGAGAUUCCAGGUGCCAACAUAAAGCUCUGCUAUCUGAGUUCCCGUACUGCUGGAUACAGAUCCUUGCUUAAAAUCACCAUGACACAAUCUCUUGUGCCUCUGAACUUAAUUAAAGUUCAUCUCAUGGUAGCAGUGGAAGGGCAUCUUUUCCAAAAGUCAUUCCAAGCAUCUCCCAAUUUGGCAUAUACUUUCAUUUGGGAUAAAACAGAUGCCUAUGGCCAGAAAGUUUACGGGCUCUCGGAUGCUGUAGUGUCCGUGGGCUUUGAGUAUGAGACCUGUCCCAGUCUGAUUUUAUGGGAGAAAAGGACUGCUCUACUGCAGGGCUUUGAACUUGACCCUUCAAAUCUAGGUGGCUGGUCUUUGGAUAAGCAUCAUGUACUUAAUAUAAAAAGUGGUAUUCUACACAAAGGUAGUGGAGAGAAUCAGUUUCUAACUCAACAACCAGCAGUAAUUACGAGCAUUAUGGGAAAUGGUCGUCGUCGAAGUAUCUCCUGUCCAAGUUGCAAUGGACUUGCAGAAGGAAACAAACUUCUUGCCCCUGUUGCACUUGCGGUGGGAGUUGAUGGGAGCCUGUUCGUUGGGGAUUUCAACUACAUUCGACGCAUCUUUCCCUCAAGGAACGUCACCAGCAUUUUGGAAUUAAGAAAUAAAGAAUUUAAACAUAGUAACAAUCCUGCUCACAAGUACUACCUAGCUGUGGAUCCUGUUUCGGGCUCUCUUUAUGUUUCGGAUACCAACAGUCGUCGUAUUUUCAGAGUCAAAAGCCUUACUGGUGCAAAAGACCUGGCUGGUAAUUCGGAAGUGGUCGCAGGGACAGGGGAACAGUGCCUGCCUUUUGAUGAGGCCAGAUGUGGUGAUGGAGGGAAAGCAGUAGAUGCAACAUUAAUGAGCCCUCGAGGUAUUGCAGUGGAUAAAUAUGGCCUUAUGUAUUUUGUUGAUGCAACAAUGAUCAGGAAAGUUGAUCAGAAUGGUAUCAUAUCAACUCUGCUGGGCUCUAAUGACUUAACUGCUGUUCGGCCACUGAGCUGUGAUUCCAGCAUGGAUGUCACCCAGGUGCGACUGGAGUGGCCAACUGACCUGGCUGUCAAUCCAAUGGAUAACUCACUGUAUGUUUUGGAGAAUAAUGUCAUCUUGCGAAUCACUGAGAACCAUCAGGUUAGCAUCAUUGCUGGUCGUCCAAUGCACUGUCAGGUUCCUGGGAUAGACUACUCUCUUAGUAAACUGGCCAUUCAUUCUGCUUUGGAGUCAGCCAGUGCCAUCGCCAUUUCACAUGCUGGUAUUCUUUACAUCAGUGAGACAGAUGAGAAAAAAAUUAACCGCCUUCGUCAGGUCACCACGAAUGGCGAAAUUUGCCUUCUGGCUGGGGCAGCUUCAGACUGUGACUGCAAAAAUGACGUGAACUGCAAUUGCUAUGCUGGGGAUGAUGCUUAUGCAACUGAUGCCAUCUUAAAUACUCCAUCCUCCUUAGCUGUGGCACCAGAUGGUACGAUUUACAUAGCAGAUCUUGGAAACAUACGCAUCAGAGCGGUCAGCAAAAAUAAACCAGUUCUCAACUCUUUCAACCAAUAUGAAAUCGCUUCACCAAGAGAGCAAGAGCUGUACAUCUUCAACAUUGAUGGCAUCCAUCAAUAUACUCUCAGUCUUGUCACGGGAGAAUAUCUAUAUAAUUUUACUUAUAGUGCUGAUAACGAUGUGACUGAGUUGGUUGAUAACAACGGCAACUCUCUGAAAAUUAGGCGGGAUACAAAUGGAGCUGCACGCCAUUUUUUAAUGCCUGACAACCAAAUUGUGACUCUUGCUGUCAGCACCAAUGGUGGUCUUAAAGCAGUGUCAACCCAGACCUUGGAACUUGGAUUAAUGACCUAUCAUGGAAGCAGUGGUCUUCUGGCAACCAAAAGUGAUGAAACGGGAUGGACAACCUUUUAUGAUUAUGACCAUGAAGGACGCCUUACCAAUGUAACUCGCCCUACUGGUGUAGUAACAAGCCUUCACCGUGAAAUGGAAAAGUCUAUUACGAUAGAUAUAGAAAACUCCAACCGUGAUGAUGAUGUCACAGUAAUUACCAAUCUCUCAUCUGUGGAGGCUUCCUACACAGUUGUUCAAGAUCAAGUGAGAAACAGCUAUCAGCUCUGCAGUAAUGGCACCCUGCGAGUGAUGUAUGCAAAUGGGAUGAGUAUUAGCUUCCACAGUGAGCCACAUGUCCUAGCUGGGACUGUGACCCCAGCAAUAGGACGAUGCAAUAUUUCAUUGCCAAUGGAAAAUGGCUUAAAUUCAAUAGAGUGGCGUCUCAGAAAGGAACAAAUUAAAGGAAAAAUUACUGUGUUCGGAAGAAAGCUCAGGGUCCAUGGAAGAAAUCUGCUAUCGAUUGAUUAUGAUCGGAACAUUCGCACAGAGAAAAUAUACGAUGAUCACCGGAAGUUUACACUCCGUAUUAUUUAUGAUCAACUUGGACGUCCUUUCCUCUGGCUGCCCAGCAGUGGACUUGCUGCUGUGAAUGUCUCUUAUUUUUCAAAUGGACGGUUGGCUGGGCUUCAGCGUGGUGCCAUGAGUGAAAGAACUGAGAUUGACAAACAAGGCAGGAUUAUUGCACGCAUGUUUGCUGAUGGAAAAGUGUGGAGUUAUACAUACUUAGAAAAAUCUAUGGUGCUACUCCUUCAAAGUCAGCGGCAGUACAUCUUUGAAUAUGACUCUUCAGAUCGGCUGCAUGCUGUCACUAUGCCAAGUAUAGCUCGACACAGCAUGAGCACUCACACCUCAAUCGGCUAUAUUCGAAAUAUUUAUAACCCACCUGAAAGUAAUGCUUCAGUGAUUUUUGAUUACAGCGAUGAUGGAAGGAUUUUGAAAACAUCUUUUUUAGGAACUGGUCGGCAAGUUUUCUACAAAUAUGGGAAGUUAUCCAAGUUGUCGGAGAUUGCAUAUGACAGCACAGCAGUGACUUUUGGAUAUGAUGAAACUACCGGAGUUCUGAAGAUGGUUAACCUACAGAGCGGGGGCUUUUCUUGCACCAUCCGCUAUCGUAAAAUUGGCCCUCUGGUUGACAAACAGAUUUACAGAUUCUCUGAAGAAGGUAUGGUCAAUGCUAGGUUUGAUUAUACCUAUCAUGAUAAUAGUUUUCGAAUAGCUAGCAUCAAGCCUAUAAUAAGUGAGAUCCCUCUUCCAGUUGACCUCUAUCGUUAUGAUGAAAUCUCAGGCAAAGUAGAGCACUUUGGCAAAUUUGGGGUAAUCUAUUAUGAUAUAAAUCAAAUAAUCACUACGGCUGUAAUGACACUGAGCAAACAUUUUGAUACACACGGACGGAUUAAAGAAGUUCAGUAUGAAAUGUUCCGAUCACUCAUGUACUGGAUGACAGUGCAAUAUGACAGUAUGGGAAGGGUAACUAAGAGAGAAUUAAAGCUGGGGCCUUAUGCCAAUACAACUAAAUAUACAUAUGAUUAUGAUGGAGAUGGGCAGCUCCAGAGUGUGGCAGUCAAUGACAGACCAAACUGGCGUUACAGUUAUGAUCUAAAUGGCAACUUGCAUCUCUUGAAUCCUGGGAACAGUAUCCGAUUGAUGCCACUACGCUAUGAUCUAAGAGAUAGAAUUACGCGACUAGGUGAUAUGCAGUAUAAGAUUGAUGAUGAUGGUUUUUUGUGUCAAAGAGGUUCUGACACAUUUGAGUACAAUUCCAAGGGCCUCUUAACAAGAGCUUAUAAUAAAGCAAAUGGAUGGAGUGUUCAGUACCGUUACGAUGGAUUAGGAAGACGAGCCUCUUACAAAACUAACCUGGGACAUCACCUUCAAUAUUUUUAUGCUGAUCUUCACAACCCAACUAGGAUAACACAUGUCUAUAACCACUCAAAUUCAGAAAUUACCUCUCUGUACUAUGAUCUGCAAGGUCAUCUUUUUGCAAUGGAAAGCAGCAGUGGAGAAGAAUAUUAUAUUGCCUCGGAUAAUACGGGUACACCAUUGGCAGUUUUCAGUAUCAACGGUCUAAUGAUCAAGCAACUGCAAUACACAGCCUAUGGGGAGAUCUAUCACGAUUCUAAUCCUGACUUCCAAAUAGUCAUUGGAUUUCAUGGAGGGCUAUAUGAUCCCUUAACAAAACUGGUCCACUUUACUCAAAGAGAUUAUGAUGUUUUGGCUGGACGUUGGACCUCUCCUGAUUAUACAAUGUGGAAAAAUGUUGGUAAGGAACCUGCCCCAUUCAACUUGUAUAUGUUCAAGAGCAACAAUCCUCUCAGCAAUGAACUGGAUUUAAAGAACUAUGUGACAGAUGUGAAAAGCUGGCUAGUGAUGUUUGGCUUUCAACUCAGCAACAUUAUACCUGGUUUCCCAAGAGCAAAAAUGUACUUCGUACCGCCUUCUUAUGAAUUGUCGGAAUCACAGGCAUGUGAACAUGGUCAGUUAAUUACCGGCGUGCAGCAAACAACAGAGAGGCACAACCAAGCCUUCAUGGCCCUUGAGGGACAAGUCAUAUCAAAAAAAUUACAUGCCAGUCGUAGAGAAAAAGCAGGUCACUGGUUUGCAACCACUACUCCAAUUAUAGGUAAGGGGAUCAUGUUUGCUGUGAAGGAAGGCAAGGUAACCACUGGCAUUUCAAGCACUGCAACGGAAGACAGCCGAAAAAUCGCUUCAGUGCUUAAUAAUGCUUACUACUUGGACAAAAUGCAUUAUAGCAUUGAGGGGAAAGACACCCAUUAUUUCGUCAAGAUUGGCUCCUCUGAUGGCGAUCUUGUCACCCUGGCUAUGACAAGUGGACGCAAAGUAUUGGAUAGCGGAGUCAAUGUUACAGUGUCCCAGCCAACCCUCUUAAUCAAUGGAAGGACUCGAAGGUUUACCAACGUUGAAUUCCAAUAUUCCACCUUAUUGAUUAAUAUACGUUAUGGUGUGACCCCAGACACUCUGGAUGAAGAAAAGGCUAGAGUUCUGGACCAAGCUCGGCAGCGGGCUUUGGGGUCAGCCUGGGCCAAAGAGCAACAGAAGGCACGGGAUGGCAAAGAGGGGAGCCGCCUGUGGACUGAAGGAGAGAAGCAGCAGCUUUUGAGCACAGGGAGAGUCCAAGGGUAUGAAGGAUACUAUGUGCUCCCAGUAGAGCAGUAUCCAGAGCUGGCAGACAGUAGCAGCAACAUCCAGUUCUUAAGACAGAAUGAAAUGGGAAAGAGGUAA
This is a messenger RNA of Thamnophis elegans (Western terrestrial garter snake), 8379 nucleotides long. RefSeq names its product teneurin transmembrane protein 2 (gene TENM2). Gene Ontology annotation, biological process: heterophilic cell-cell adhesion; signal transduction; neuron development. NCBI's taxonomy places the organism in Eukaryota, Metazoa, Chordata, Lepidosauria, Squamata, Natricidae. Gene Ontology annotation, cellular component: neuron projection; membrane. Gene Ontology annotation, molecular function: cell adhesion molecule binding; protein homodimerization activity; protein heterodimerization activity. The record is from RefSeq and is a predicted model, not a curated record.